AUGAUGUCGAACAAGAAUGAGAUGACGGAACACAGCAAAGAAGAUCACAGCGACACUACCGACCAUGAAGGCUUAGACCACAAGCCCGCCUGCCCCGAUGAAGAAGUCGACGUCUUUGGGGGUGAGGGUGGCGCGAACUUCCGUACCAUGGGCCGCUUCGACACGGUCUUUGCCCUCCUCACCAACCAGUUUGGCCUCGGAGCGCUUGCUCUCCCCUCGGUUUUCAAGACUCUUGGUCUUAUUCCCGGCCUCAUCACUCUCAUCGGCGGAGCCCUCAUCACUUACUUCAGUGGUGUUGAGAUCUUCUGGUACUACGUGGCCCAUCCCAAAGUCACCAAUAUCGCUGAGAUGAUGAAGAUCAUCGGAGGUCGCCCAGCAGAAAUUGUUACUGGCAUUGGCCUGUUACUACAGCUCAUUAUGACUGCCUCAUCUGCAGUUGUUACCAUCUCUAUUGCUUUAAAUGCCAUUAGCGAGCAUGCUAUCUGCACAGUUGGCUGGAUUGCUAUUGCCUGCAUUCUUUGCUUUCUGCUUUGCAUUCCCCGGACUGCCAAGUUCCUAGCUCAGAAUGGCCUCCCUUGCAUCCUCAGUAUCCUUGCGGCUGCUCUUGCUACCAUGAUCGGCCUCGGUAUAAGCAACCCUCCCGGAGCGUCGGAAGGCUGGAAACCCGAGAUUGAGCUUUUUGGGACUCCAACCGUUCGCGAGGUCUUCAACGCUGUUCUCAAGAUCCUCUUUGCCUUGGCUGGUAACUACGCCUUUGUUACUUAUAUGGCUGAGAUGAAGAACCCCGAGAAGGACUUUAUCUACUCUCUUAGAUGGCUGAUGGGUGCAUCUGUUGCUUUCUAUGGCUUCAUCGCCAUCACUGUCUACUGCCUCGCUGCCGAGUUUACCGCCUCGCCUUGUCUCAGCUCCGCCCCUAUUGUCGCUGCCAAGGUAGCCUACGGACUCGUCCUCCCAGCCAUCUUGACUGACGGUCUUGCCUGCGGCCACAUCGGCACCAAGUAUGUCUUUGUUACCAUCAUGCGCCAGAUCAAUGCCGUCAAGGAAGUCACGGCAAAUACCCCCAAGUCAUGGGGUGUCUGGAUAGGCAGCAACACUGCCUUCUGGAUCAUCGUCUUUAUUCUCUCCAAUGCUAUCCCCGUCUUCGACUCUAUCCUCGCUGUUAGUUCAGCUACCACUUACGCUUGGUUCACGUACGGUAUCAGCACUUUCCUCUGGAUGCACCUCUACAAGGGACGCUACUUUGAGAACUGGAGGAGUAUUAUGCUGUUUACUGCCAAUAUUGGCUUUUUUGUUUUCGCUUUAUUCUUGAACGGCGGUGGGCUUUGGUCUUCUAUUACUGAGCUUUUAGAUAUUUUUGCUACUUCGGAUAAUAUUCGAGGAUGUUUUAGCUGCGGCGAUAACUCUUUAUUAUAG
Molecule: messenger RNA, 1413 nt
Organism: Clonostachys byssicola
Lineage: Eukaryota; Fungi; Ascomycota; Sordariomycetes; Hypocreales; Bionectriaceae
Source: the annotation of a GenBank genome assembly